This is a messenger RNA of Schistosoma haematobium, 9731 nucleotides long. RefSeq lists its product as uncharacterized. The record is from RefSeq and is a predicted model, not a curated record. Gene Ontology annotation, molecular function: transmembrane transporter activity. Gene Ontology annotation, biological process: transmembrane transport. Lineage: Eukaryota; Metazoa; Platyhelminthes; Trematoda; Strigeidida; Schistosomatidae. The coding region runs from base 483 to 1496 and encodes 337 amino acids. The transcript has 9 exons. Gene Ontology annotation, cellular component: membrane.
CUCAAAAACUCUUUGGGGUAAUAAGUGAUAUUAAAUACAAAUAUUGAUAAGCUUAAUUUCCCAAUUUCUUGUUGCAUGGGUGAACACAUACCAAAAUGGUUGCAGAAACAAAUGAAUUCCAAUGGUCAAAAAUGAUCACACGAUAGACAGACAUCUUCCUCCAUUGCGAAACAUUUAAUUGAGACUGGUCACAAAGUUGAUAUCAAGUCAGCAUUUGUAAUGUUGUUUCAUAAUCGUUGGAUGUGAAAAGACAUAUACUUUAUAUAGUGUAUUGAACUGUGAACAGAAAUAAUAACUAUCAGUGUACACGUUCAAGUAUAAUUUUUGAAAAGUUAUUUCGUAAAAUUACUUUGCAUUAUAAAACAAUCUGAACAAUACGAAAUAUUUCGGGAUAAGUUUAGUCAUUCUGCAGUUAAACUCAUUUUGUUCAUCAUCCAAACAAGAACAUUGAUAGUUUCACAGUAUAUAUUCUUUCCUUUGUGAUGGAUGACAAAAGGCCUGAUACAGGUCGUGUUAACACGAAAUGUAAAUAUAUCAUGCUUCUUAUGAUUAUGACAGUCACAUUAUACCUAUCAAUUGAACUAUGUCUUUUCACAUCGGAUCAAUAUGUAUUUUACAAUGCUGUGACGGAACAAGGCCUACCAUAUUUAACACGUCAAGAAAGACAUAAAUAUGCAAAUCUAUCAGUUGAUGAUAAAAUAAAACUAAGAGCUGCACAAAAGAAAGCUGCUACACUAGAGUCUACUACAAAUGCAGUCAGAAUAACAUUAGGCUUAAUUUCAAUGUUAAUAAUUGGCUAUAUAUCAGAUAGACAUGGUCGUCGUGUUGCUAUAGGUAUUCUACUCUUUGGAGAAUUUUUACAUAUAACAACAGUGUCUUUAAUAGUAACAUUUAAUUUGAAUGUAUGGAUAUUACUCCUUGCUGGUUUUUUUGAGGCUUUCUUCGGUGGUGGUCUUUUAUCAAUUUAUGCUCAAGUAGCAGCAAUUGUGGUUGAUAUAAUACGAAUUUCACACGCUAAAAAAGAUCUGACUGUUACAACAGAAAAGAUUAGCCAUGAUACAUGGAUUUGGUUUACUGUGUUUGAAUCUAUAGCUUUACUAUGUUCAUCAAGUGGCAGCCCGAUCGGAGGAACAUUAAUUUAUCAAUUUGGUUUCAAAGCUGUGAUUAUCACAGGUGCAAGUUUAUUUGUACCAAGUUUAAUAAUUUUAUGCAUUUUCCCGGAAACCAAUAAUACAUAUGGAUCACCUAUUAAUGUUGAAGAUAAUAAAGACAAUGAUUCUAAUAAUGUUCAAACAAUUGAAAUUCAACCUGAAUGGAAAGAGAAAUUCAUUAUGCGAAUAAAAAGUGUAGGACAUUUGGAUCCAAUCUUAAUUGUAAUUAUAAUAAUUAUCGUACUCCUAGCGAUUGGUGCUAUGGCAGAUCUUCAUUACAUUGUUAUCUAUCUCAUGGGUUCACCAUUCUUGUGGAAUCCUCAACAAGUAGGAAUAUAUAUGUAAGUAGGUUUGUAAUAUUUUUCCUAGUAAAAUACAGAAACCAUUUAGUGCAACUAAUAAAUCUGAAAAUAUUAUACUGAAAUGCCAUUUAAAAAUAGAAAUUUGUGAAUCACUUCUUCUACAGUCUCUUACGCUUCUCCUUUUUUAAUAGUCUUUUUUAAUAAAUCAACAAAGCGACACCCCGACCAUUCAGUUGAAGAUGGUAUGAAGGUGACCUGGCACGAUUGAUAUUGUUGCUCUGCAGAGUUUACCGAACCGGGCCGAAGUGGACUGUGUUCCAUUAUCUGAAAUAAUAGCAUUUGAUGGUCCGGAACGGUUGAACACUUCUGUAAUUUUUUCAUCGUGGCAGUGGUAGACACACUGGUCACUACGAAGACUUCCGGGCAUUUUGAAAAUGCAUCGACGAUAACCAGGAAUUGUUUUCUCUGAGAUGUUUCAGCUAAAUAUAUGUGAGGGCAUGACCAAGGUUCUGUAGGUGCUGAUCAUGCUCGAGGUUCAUCUUUAGUGGGUAGUUAAGAUGACUUUGCGCAAUUGUAGCACCUCCUCGAAAUCUAGUAAUCUAGCCAAAGUCAGAACAAGUAAGCUAAUUGGCUUGAUAAACGUUAUCUGUUUCUAAAACGUAAAUUAUCACUUUUAAUAUACAAAACAAACAAUUAAUACAGUCUAUUAAACAGGGACAAGAGAGAAAUAACAUUCCGAAAAGUAACUAGAGGAUAAGCAAAAUGGGUUAACGAACUUAAUAUCGUUCAUGAUAAACAUAAAAUUAUAAUUGGUGAAUAAGCAAAACUUUGUCAUAUAAGGUCAAAGAAAGUUGACAUGGUGGUGGGCGUUUCCUGUCUUUAUCAGUGGGUUCCUUUAUCGAUCACACCAUACAAUCAUGUCAAAGAAUGAUCGUAACUUGUCAACAUUUUAUGCUACUGGCAUUUGUCUAAUCUCGUCGAUAUUGUCAGUAUCGACUCUACGACCGUCUUCGUCGAUCACGAACCUCAGAUACUUGAUGGUUUGUAUGAAGAAAUUUCACUCAUCUUCACGUAAGUGGAGGCCAAAUUGUAUUAAUUUUUAACAGGACACUAUCAAGUCUGCAAAACAGUGGAUAUGAAUAAUCUAACAAUCCAUUAUUUAAACUUGUCAAGAAAUCAGCACAUAAAUGUAAGGAUCCAUCAACCUUUUUAACAACUACUAAUUGGGCUGCACGGGGUGAAGAUUUCACUGGUUUGGGGACAUUUAGUUUCGUCGAUUGUCCAUUUCCUUAUCUACUAGAGGUAAGGGGCAUAUGGAGCUAAUCGUCUUUGUUUGAAAACAGGUCGAAUUUUCGGCCUCAAAUAUAAAACUGUUUUCUGCACCGUCCGACACCCCAGGGUUUCACUGAAUAUUGUACUAUACUUUGACUUAAGGCGAUUGAUAAGAGAGUUUAUUGUUAUAAUAGUAGGUGUCUGAGUUCAGAGUAAAAUCUGUGAGCAAUUGAGAUUCCGUGGCAUAUCUCAUAAUGACAGCUGCUACAUCUGAUUAAUCACCAACAAACCUGAAUAAUGACGAUUUAUGGGGCAACAUUUACUUCAUAAAGUUUGAGAUCUAAACGAGACAUCACACUCAAUUUCAGUUUUAUUAGAUCUCUGAACGCAUUUCCGGCUCUGUGAGGCGUUUGUAAGACAUUGUAACCCAAAUAUACGCCAAGUAUCACAGGAAACCAGAGUAUUUAGUGAAUGAAAAUGCAGGUGUGGACAACCAAUGUAUUUCAAUACAAAAAACAUCAAAUAUAAAAACCAUACGUUCAGUACUUCAUUUGCAAAUCCUCCAUCAAUUGUCAGGAGCUUCAUCGUUUCUUCAUUGCCAUAACAAUUACGCUCCGUUACCGUUCUCUCAGAUUCUAUUAUCCCAACCUUCUGCCAGGUUCUCAACUUUCGAUUGAUGUUGUAUGCUACUUGUGUCUGUCAACAUAAGUAGCGUACACUACAAGUAAUAUGUGACCCAAUAUCAAUCUGAAUUCUGUUAGAUACUCUAUUUAUCAAGAUCUCACGACUUUCCUUUUUAACAGACAGAUGGACACUGGAAACAUCAAAAACGCUAUGAACGUUCUUAUGUGCGACUGAUUUGAAUCUCUUGACACCAGAAAGUAAAGUACUAAAACUGCGACAAAACCCGUCUUUGUGACCAAAUCGCUGUGAUUUGCUACAUUUGUUAGUUUUAUAUGAGCAUCUUUUUCCAUAAUUUCAAACAUCACAAAACCAAAAAGCUCCUUUCGACCUUUGCAAAUGACCAGCCUUACUGUGAAAUUUUUGUUGGUGCUUUGAUUUCAGAGUAAAUGCAUUCACUGCAUGUGUAUCUUUUCAGUUUUUAACUAGUUUUGUGUCGUGUUUUAACUGUCGAAUACAAUGACACUCCGCCAUCACAUCUUGAAAAUUUAUAGAUGGGUCCUGUUCCAUGCGUGCUUAACUACAAGUACAUGUUUCAGAAUUAGAUUAUCACUGCAAUCCACAGACAAAAACUAAACAUUUGAAUUGGUUUUGAGUUAAUGAAUCCAGAUUAAAACAUUCUCAUGCUCGAUUCACUUUAUCAGUAUAUGUGAGAAAACCAUCAAUAGGUUUUGUAUAUUUUUAAACAGAUGUAAUGGAUGCUGAAUAGAGAUGACUAUUCACUGAAAAUAUUUCGAAGGAUACUGCGUCGUGAAAAUAAAUAUCUCUAGACAAUUUCAGUAGUAUAAAAUUUGUACAUUUGACGUGUCUAUUUGUUCUUGACUUCCUGAGAAGAGGACGAACUCUUGUGCCAUUGUUUAGAACAGCCAGUUCAAUUUUGUAUAAAUCUUUAUAUCUGUUGUAUCAAGUAUCAAAUGUGAUUCCGUUUUCGGGAUCAUAGAUAUGAUCAUUAAUUGAUUUCAAUAUCAUAUCCACUUUAUUUUUGAAGAUGACUAAGCAAAUUUGGAAAUCAGUAUAUCCAUUAACUUUAAAUAUGUAUUUUAAAAAAUAGCUUAUGUAGAUAAAAAUUUUCAUAUUAUUUUUAAAUUAACAUGUACAAUAUGGAUAGUGGCUAGCAGUGGAAUCCAGGGUGCGCAUUUCGUCGUAUUUGGGACUCGUCAGCUGGAUGUACCUGCAUCUCAGAGUUUAUGUUAAUUCUGGGACACGAACCCGGUACCGUUCGCCUCAAACGGCAUCGCGUUAUACACUUGACUACUGAGUCCUGAUAACCACUUGCUUGUGCAGUGAGGUGAAUUAAUCCCAGAGAGAGUACCAACAUUGUGAUGCAGGUUCAUCCAGCUGACGAGUCCCAAAUAGGACGAAACAAGCGUCCUGGAUUCCGCUGCUAGCCACUAUACAUCUUUGCUUAUAAAGCUUGUGAAUUAAGGCAAUAUCGAGGCGAUAUGCAAAGUAUACACAUAUGCCAAUAACAGACUGAUCAAUUGCGGUUUUAAACCUCAAUGGGAAGAUUCAAGCAAAGCAAUACCAAGUGAAUUUAACAUGUACAAUGUUUUGACUUUACCCAUACUGAAUUCAUUGAUUUUUAAUUUCCAGUGGUCUCAGUGAUUUCAUAUCAUCUGUUUUGGGGAUUACAUAUACAAUUAUUGUUGUUAAAAUUCGUGAACGAAAAAGUAUAAAACAAAAAUUAGAAACAAAUGGUAAUCAUACAUCUCAAGAAGAACAUAAAAAUGAUAAAUCACGAAUAGUAUUUUUACGGAAUAUGAGAUUACUGAUCUUUACAUUGGCAGGUACUUUAUUAUUAAUGAUAAUAAACAAAAUAAUGAUGGGUAUUGCACAUCAGUUCACACAACAAACAGCAAGUACUAUUGCUUAUAUGGGAAUGAUUCAAUCAUUUGGAGGAUUCGUUGCUCGUAUUGGAUUCGUCAUUAGUUUUAUCAGCUUACCAGCUGUAUAUGCAGUCACUGUUACUAUAUUUCCUCCGAUUGUAUUUCUUGUUGUUAGUGGAAUCUUGCUUCUAACAAUCAUAAUUGAUCUGUCACUACUACCACUUCUGAAAACAAGCAAAGUUCAUCAUUAAGAAGAUGGAAAUAUCCAGUUAACGAACUGAAAGCUAACGAAUAUUUUUUAUCAGAAAAUCCAUCCGAUAUAGUUUACCUGAGAUUUUACAAUCAUAUCCAGAAAUCUUAUUUGGACAAAUAUAUAAAUAUAUAUUUUUUCGGUGAUAAACUGUAUUAUAAAUACUUUCAUGAAGCUUCUGCCUUGUUCCUAUUUAUAAGUACUUCAGCUCUGUUUGAUCAAAUAUAUUCUUUACCUUGAUGAAAGCGAAUUUAUACAAUUUGGAAACAUUUUUUAAAGCAUUUCUAGCAAUAAUAAUUGUAACUAACCUGUGAUGUUUGGCACUCAUAAUUUUGUUUGUAAUAAUGAUGCAAUAGGUCUAUAAUAUUUAUGUUCAAAUGUAAUUAUCCUUCAACUCACAAAAAGACCAUUUACUAAACUUUGUUUAAACCGGGUUGUUUAAAAGUAGAUUAGUGAGCUUCUUUUAAAAAAGGUUUUCACUUAUAACUUGAAAUUUGAAUUACUAUUUGAUUGUAGUGACUUGUGUAACGUCAAUUAAUAUCGCGAUAAGUGUCAACAUUUUAAGUGACUAUCAUAAAUGAAUGUUAUGAAAUGAAUAUUUUCCAUAUUUCUAUAUUUUAAUGGUUAAAUAAAAUUAUUAUCAGAAUGAGGUUUGUGGAGAUUGUAGUAAUGUUAAUAGUUGAAUUCAUGAGUCGAUGUAAGAUAUAACACCACUUAAAACCUGGGAGCACUGGAGGGCCGUUUUUUCCUAGUAUGGGACUUCCCAACAGUGCUCAUCCACGAUCCCACAUGCGGGAUUAGAACCCAAAACCUUCGGUCAUAUUAACAUUUAAUAACUGAAAAUAUGAAAAUUAUGUCAAACUAUUGAUUAUUGAGGUUAGAAUAGACUGUACCUUCAAAUAAAGUUCAAGUUAAUAAAAUACGUAGGUUGUGAAAAUCAUACCAAACUGAUAAUGAAUCAUAACUGGAAUAAUAUAUUGUUUAAAUACAACUACAUUUUGGCCUCAUACUUUUUAAUAAACAAUAAACUUGUAUACCACACUUUAAGAUAAAAUUGUACUUCAUUCCUGAAAAGGAGAGGAAAAGUUGAGUGGGAUAAAAGCACAGAAAUAGGAUGCCCACAUGCCAGUAUACGUCCUAGAGUCCGUUUAUGUAAAACUUUAAAACUAUUAUUUGUCUUCCAAUUAUUCUUGACGAAUAAGUGUAGAAUAAGUAUUCAUGCCAGCUUGAUGACUUUUGUGACUAGAAAAUCUGAAUGAUACAUACGUUUUAGUUCGUUGACACUAAUCCCGCUUCAUUAACAAAAUAUUCCCAAGUAGUUGCCCUAAAUAGAGGUAUACAUGUGGACGGUAGUAUAAAAGUGAUGAACACGCUGGUUGAUCAGAGAGGAAACCAGUUCAUAUGGCACUUAUUACACACCGAAAUAAAUUUCCGAAUAGACGGGUAACUUAGAUCUGUUCAACUAAGCUUUGGAUGCGAUUUGUGUGGAUUGGUGCUGUAUAGUGAGAGAGAGCGUUGAGAAAAUUCUAGUUGCAGACGGAGAAUAGGACAAUAAAUAGGCCAACGGACAAUCGGCAUGCAAAUAAGGAACAUUGUUAGUUUUGUAUAUUUCGUAGACAGAUUAGAAGCUGCGUACUCGGGAGCGGGUUUUCGUCGUUGUAUGCUGAAUAGAUAUGGCUGUUAGUGUUGUUAAUUACGGUAACAGUUCUUGCAGCAGCCUCCAUAACAGUUUCCACCUUGGCAUCCACAACAUCCACAGCAUCUAGGGCAUUGAGGACAUUCACCAGGACAACAACCACCCUGACUGUCUGGUGCUGGUUCUGCAAUCACUGAAAACGAAAUAACACAACGUCACAAUAUGAUUCACAUGGAAUAUGACAGAGCAAAACAAAACAGUUAUAUGCCUACACCUCUAUUCAGCCCACUUCAACUCUGGUCACUUAACUACAUGUUGUUCCACAAAUCGACAACACACCGCAUUACUAUUCAUUUCAGUCCUGUUGACUUCGCAUCACUCCACUUCGCUUCAGUUGAACACAUGACACAACACUGUUGUGUUAAACUGAAGGCUGAAUCAGCAAGUGGGAUACUUUUGUAAUUACUCGCCAGUAAGUGGCAACUUCAUGUUAUGCGAUCGAGUAAGAUAAGGCUCACCUGAGUUGUGACAUUCGAAUGAUGCGACCACUACAACAAAGAAGAGCUGACAUAAAAACACGGAUCAGGCAUAUAUUAUUACACACAACAGUAUUUCAAUAUACUAUGAAGAUUUCUAUUGUCGUUUGCUGUCAAAUUAUUGCUGACUGUAUUCAUUCGACCACGUUCGUGGAUGUUGACGUUCGGAGCAAACACGUGCUCACGUGCUCAACCGAAACAAUCCAUUUAACUACAUAUGUAAAUAUAUUUAUGUGUAUGUAAGUUAAUAUGCAGGUAUGUAUGUAUGUAUGUAUGUAUGUAUGUAUGUAUGUAUGUAUGUAUGUAUGUAUGUAUGUAUGUAUGUAUGUAUGUAUGAAAAGACAAUAAUUUACGCUUCACUUUGUUCCAUCGAUUGCACGUGGUCCGUAUGCCUUUCUGUUCAGAUUAUUUCGGUAAUCACUGACAGGCAGGCUAGUGGGUUAGAUGAGAUCUAAGAUUGCUUAUGUGUGCAUUUAAGUGGGUGUGUUUAAAAUCGUCUCGGGAAAUAUGAUUAGUACUGUGAUGAAUUUAUGACUGGCUUGAUUUUGUAUACUGGUUAUUUUCUAUUUUAUGUUGUGUUGAGGUCUAAUUUGUUUGUAUGUAAUUCAAGUAUGUAUAAUAUACAUGAUUCAUACUUUAGAAGAUGUGCUCUGGAUUCAAACAGUCAGGUCUGGACAGAAGUACCAAUCGGAACUCAAAGAUGACUCUAGGCUGCUCUUGCUGGUUUGUCCGUCCUUGAUUUGGUACGGUACUGAGGUCAUGUAAGUCGGUGCUCCAAGUGGUAGAAUUAAUCACAUGAUAUAAUAACCAAGGUCAUAAGAACAUAGCAGAAAUAAUUCUACUGAACCGAAAUGAAACUUAAGUAAAAACCACCACUCUCACUAAAGAAGUACAGGUGAUUAUAACAACUGUUUAUGCAGGAUACACCAUAUCCAUUAGUCAGAAACCAUCGACAGUAACUUACUCUGGAAGAAAACAAGUCAGCUGUCAGUUGGGGAGAAAUUCGAAGUAGAUACUGGAGGUAAACACGAUACACUAUGCGAAAUUGAUCAAACUACAUCUCAAGAAAAGUACUAAAUGGGAAAAAAUAUGUACCAAAACACACAUGGCACCUGGAAUUCAAGCCAGACAUUUUCGGAUAUACUUCUACGAUUGACCGAUCUGUUUAAGUCUAAUCAUAAUGAGACGAUUUAUUUGUUUGAUAUUUCUUGCUUAUUAUUGGAAAAUCAAUCAUGUGUGGGUCAGUCUAAAAUCUUACUGGCAUCGGUAAAAUUAUCUGUCACAAUUAUUAUAAUUAACAAAAUAAUGCUAUUUUAGAAAUAUCAGAGUCUAAUAGAUUGACCACUUGAAAAUGUGAACUUGAAAGUCAAGUCAAGCAGAUAAGUAAUGGAAUUCCAGUAUUCUGUAACGUCUGAUAAUUUAUAAUUAAUGGAAGAGCAGAUACUUUGUCUACACUUCACUUCUGAUUUUCUUCAUCUAAAUUAUUGAUCGUGAUUACAGACACAUUGUUUAUACCUCGCUUCAGCAGAAAUUCACACUAAUUACUAGGCAAGUAAAAUGGAUCUUUUGUGUGCUAUACAUGUUACAUAUUUGGCAAAAACAGCAAGUGCGAGGAGAUUUCCAUCUGAAUGGCAAUUUCAGUGCCUUAGCUUUUAUUGAUACAUAGCAUGAAAUAAAAAAUAAGAGUUACGUUGGAUUUUCUUCGCAUGUUCGUUUAUGUCUAAAAUCCAGUUAUCGUAUUAUAAAUUAUCGCUUACUAAUAUAGUCUUUGACUAUAUACCACAGCUGGAAGAUUUCAUAAGCAGGUGACCACUAUCAGCAGUACUUUCAGGACAGAAAAAGUGACUUAAUGCACUGAAUCUCGAACAUCAAAACGCAUUUGCCAGAACCCUUGUCCAUAAACUACUGUUGGAACAAGCAAUAUCCUACAAAACGUGGAUUCCAUUUUCAGAUUGCUUACUAGAUCCAGGAAUUCCAUUGUAUAGCUGAAUCUUCACUUUAGCUACUGCUGUAUUUUUCACAAUUGCUACUAGAUUUAGUUUCAUCCAGGUCUAUAUUGGAGAGAAAAUCAUUUCUG